GAAGUUGAGCUUCAAGAUGCAGAGUGAAAACACAACAAAGUGAGGUUAAUAAUCAGAGUGUUUUAUUUGCAUCAUUUUCUGUUCUUAUUUUCAUCUUCAAUCCCCCUCUGUAGUUCCCCUCUCCUCUGAAUCCCUUUCUGUUAUCAACUGUUUUCAAGCUCAAAGAUUGAUUUUUAAAGGAGAAAAAAAAAAAAAAAAACCAGAAGUGUGUUUUUGAAAGCAGAUGAUCCAGAAUAGAGAUCCAAGCGUUGUAAAAAUUUUUAGUUUUUCUUCCGUCAACUAAAAGGGUUAGUUUUUGUUCCCUUAAAGUUGGUUUUUAUUUUUAUUUUUAUAUUUGGUUUUGGUUUGUUUUUGUCUGUAUAAAACUGUUAUACCUGUUCUUUAGUUUUGAUAAGAAACAGGUUUAGUCAUGGCAGCAGCUAUAGAUUUUUAUAACAACACAACAUCAACAAAAAUCUUCUCAGAUCCAUUGAGGGAAGAGUUGAUGAAAGCACUUGAACCUUUCAUGAAAAGUGCUUCUUCUUCAUCUUCUUCGUCCCCGUCUUCUUUAUCUUAUGCUUCUUCUGAUACAGCUUGUAGCUUUUUGUCACCUGACUAUUGCUCCCCCUACUACUCAACUAACACGACUCACAUGUUUUCUCAAGGGUACAUGGGUUUUGAGCAACAAGUUGGUUCAAUUGGCCUCAACCACCUCACACCUUCACAAAUCCUCCAAAUUCAAUCCCAAAUCCACCUCCAACGGCAACAAAUCCACCAAUCUUCUUUACCCACACCAUCAUUUUACAACCAAAAGCACACCACCUAUCUCAGCCCAAAAGCUGUCCCCAUGAAACAUGUUGCCACUGCCAACACCACCGGCUCUUCCUCACCAAAACCCGCCAAACUCUACCGCGGCGUGAGGCAAAGGCACUGGGGCAAAUGGGUCGCCGAGAUCAGACUCCCCAAGAACCGCACCCGCCUCUGGCUCGGCACAUUUGACACUGCAGAAGAAGCCGCUUUGGCUUAUGACAGAGCCGCCUUCAAGCUCCGAGGAGAAUUCGCCAGGCUCAAUUUCCCCCACCUCAAUCACCAGGGAUCUCAUCUUUCCGGAGAGUUUGGCGACUACAAGCCUCUCCCUUCUUCUGUUGAUGCAAAACUCCAAGCUAUUUGCCAAAGUUUGGCCUUAAAUUCAUCACAAAAACAACACACUGUAAAAUCCUGUGAAAGCGAAACCGAAACGAAGCCGGUUGUUGUGGUUCCUCAAGCUCAGUCUUCAUCUCCGGAGUUUUCUUCCGACACUGCAGGCAGUUCAUCUCCUGAGUCCGAGAUUUCGUUCCUCGACUUCGAUGACACAAAGUGGGAACAUGAAAUGGAAAACUUUGGGUUGGAAAAAUACCCUUCAGUGGAGAUCGAUUGGGAAGCCAUUAGAAAGCUAUCAGAAUAAUCGUAUGUUUUUAGGGUCUUUCUUUUCCUUUUGUAGAGUCAAUAGUGGCUUCUGCAAUGAAUUUUUUAACUAUUGCAGAUUACGCUACUAUGUUAAUAUAUGUCAAAGCUUAUUGAAGCUCACUCUCCAUCUUGGUCGGCUGGUGUUUUUGCUUCCAUGCUUUGACCAUUGAGAGUUUUAAAGUUUUAAUUAUUAUGGUCGUGUAUCAGUAAUAAUUUCUCUCUUGUAAACAUUUUCAGCUUUGGACAUAUCAAUGAAUUAUUGUACUUUGUUUUGUA
Molecule: messenger RNA, 1701 nt
Organism: Mangifera indica (mango)
Lineage: Eukaryota; Viridiplantae; Streptophyta; Magnoliopsida; Sapindales; Anacardiaceae
Product: ethylene-responsive transcription factor RAP2-4-like
Exons: 1
Coding region: 410-1423 (337 amino acids)
Biological process (GO): regulation of DNA-templated transcription
Molecular function (GO): DNA-binding transcription factor activity; DNA binding
Source: RefSeq, a predicted model, not a curated record